Torulaspora delbrueckii is the source of this 1302-nucleotide messenger RNA. RefSeq names its product GATA-type transcription factor. Bases 1 to 1302 code for a protein of 433 amino acids. The record is from RefSeq and is a predicted model, not a curated record. The transcript has a single exon. Lineage: Eukaryota; Fungi; Ascomycota; Saccharomycetes; Saccharomycetales; Saccharomycetaceae. Gene Ontology annotation, biological process: regulation of DNA-templated transcription. Gene Ontology annotation, molecular function: zinc ion binding; sequence-specific DNA binding.
AUGAGUAUUAGAACAGCAUUUCAAAUUUACACUCCAGAAGUUAAAUCUGGAAUAUGUAAGGAGAAUAAAGACACAAUCGCCAGCUUCAACUCAAAAAGCAGAAAACCUGAGUUUACUUUUAAACAAGCGCAUUUAGGGCCCUCGCCUUCAUUACCUCCACCACCACCGCCGCCGCCGCCGACGAGGGAAUCCUCAGUUGCUCCUGAUGAAACUGAACCGCCUUUCAAGAUCAUAAAAGAUAGCGUCAUUCCUCGUGGAUUGCCUGAGCUAAGGAGGUCUAGUGUACUGGCGCCAGAUACGAGCUUUCUCGAGAGCAGCGCGAUUAGAGAGACGCUCCCACGAACUAAGAAACUACAGACUCAACGCGGGCCUAUAGCAGAAGUUCAAAUUGCAAUUCCAAGUAGACAGCUUGUGAGUGGCACAAACAGCAUUAGACCCCUCUCUGAAUUCUUCAAGAGUGCCAAGAGAGAUGAUAACAGUCUGCUGGACAAACUUGAUCAGCAUGAGCAUGAUGCUGCCGUCGCACUAAUGGUACUAAAAGAUUGUAGUGCUCACGUAACGAACAUGACAAAGCAUUGGUCACAGCCUCUGUGCAAAAUUUCCUUAUGUGACUUUAUUGUUGCCCAAAAAAAGUGCCAGACAAUGCUUGAGAACAUUGAAACCUUGAAGGAUGCGAAGAUUCAGGCUCGCGAAACAACGGCUGUGGAAGAUGGUUGCGAUAAUCAUGCCUUAAUGGUAGAUUUAAUCUUGAAGAAAAGAAAUAGCUUCGACCUCUAUAAGGCUCGAUCAAAAGUGGUGUCAUCACGCUCUUCUUCGAUCGUUUCCAUAGUCAAUGCAAUGCAAAAAGACGGUGACAAAGAAUGCCGGCACCAAAGCAGCUCAACAGAUAGGACCUUGACCAAGUCUCCGAUACCAUCUAAUAGCGAAACUCCGAGACUCGCAUCAGAUCCUUACGUAUUGCAAUCAGCGGGGUCGUUUGUGUUUGAUCGCGAAGGGAAUGGAUCAAGAGAAUUCACUAUGCAGAGUCCAGAAGAUGGAAAAAGGCAUAUGGGUAAAAUUGGAAAGACUUCAAAAUCUGGCAAAAAUAGGAACACUCAUAUGAAAUGCUUACAUUGUGCCGCGACGGAUACGCCAGAGUGGAGGAAGGGUCCAGUAGGUCCCACGACUCUUUGCAAUGCAUGCGGACUAUUCUUCAAGAAACUGGUGAAGAAAUUUGGUCCGGAGACUGCCAGUGUAAUAAUGAAGUCGCGACAGGAUGAGAAUCCGCAGGAUCGGAAAGUUCCAAGAAGCUUUUGCGCUUAA